AUGAUUCUGCACGGGAUCGAACCGGGGACCUUAUCCGAAUCAGAUGUUAAGGAUACGUGAUAACCAACUACACCACAGAACCAACUUUGGUUGUAAUCAGCGCGGCGUGUGGCAUACAUAAAUAAUAUUUCUUGCAGUCGGUCACCUUUACGGCGCGAUGGCGUAGUCGUGAGGGCGCGUGGGCGCGCACUCAGUGGUCGAGGGUUCGAUCCGCCCGGAGCGCGAUCUGCCUUUUGGUUUCUUAACGGCUUCUUGACUCCGCCGGUGCGGCUGACGUGUGGGCUCGGCCAAGGGGACCCGGCGUCGUCGUCGGUCUGGGAUGUCGUGUUCCAGCCGUUCCUGGAUGCUCUGCACCGUCGAGGCAUCGCGCUGAACCUCUCGCUUCCUACCAUUCACCCCUACCCACAGAGCCGCGCCAUUACAUCCCUUGCGUUUGCCGAUGACGUCGUCGUCGCCGUCGCGGGCUCGGAGUCACUCAACUUGCUCGACGACCUGGCGCUCGACUGGAGGCUCGCAACCAAUGGCCGGCUCAACACCGACAAGACCGUCGUACUACCCAUCGGGUGUCGCUGGGAGGCUGGCGAUCGUCCGCUCGUCGUCAAGGCCGAGGGCGAGUCGCUCGAGUGGAUCGGCCUAUCUUUCGACCCCACCGGCAACACCGAACUCGCCAACGUGAAUCUCGUCGCACGGCUCGAAGCGGUGCUCGAUUCGGCACGGGACCGAGGGCUCACACACCACACCCGAGCGUUCUACGUCAACCGAUACGCCAUUCCCAAGAUUCUGCACAUCCUCUCCGCCGACAUCCCACCGCUCGAGGUCGUCAAGGAGCUUGAUCGCAUUCUCGCCGACUUUGUCCGCGGCGGCAAGAGGAGGUCGUGCUAUGGCAAGGACGUCGUCUUCACACCGAGGUUCAAGGGGGGUCUUGGGGUCAUGCGGAUGCAGGACGUCGUCGACUCGGUUGCGGCACGCGUCUGGGACGUGCUUCUUGGCGGUUCGGAUGCGAUCUGGCAGGGACUUGCGCGCGCGGCGAUUGUACGAGCCCAUCCCGCCCCCGACUUUGACUUGGCAACCGAUGCGUGGCCUUGCGACUACACUCCGAUCCGAACCGAUCUACACCCAAGAUGGCAGGCCGUGCUGAAGGUACCAUCGACGCACAAUGCGCAGGUCAAGCCGAGGACGUUGACGCUCGCGAACCUUCUCGCUCUUCCGAUCAAGUUGCACACCCUUCACUACCUACCGGGAGCACCAGCUGUGUCGCGACCACCCUACGACGCCGACUAUGCUGCGUUUGCCAUUUACGCCAAGGUAGCGGACCUGUUUCGACGCGAGCUGUACCCGGGCGGGGGCUUUCAUCUCUGGACGCCGCCGACGGAUGUGGUCGUCAGCAACAGCGAAUACGAUCAACGGGGCCGCCCACAACGAGAGCACAUCGUGGCAUGGUACCGACAUGCGAUCAAUCGAUUGAGGUUCACACCAAUAGCUCAACCGGUGGCGGCAGUACGAAUCAACGGGCCUCCCCGAGUCCGCCCCACCACGCCGCUCGAGUCGAUCCUGCCCCAUCCGAUCGACCCGCCGCAGCGCCUUCCGAGACCGGCUCUCCCAGACCAAUCAACACAAUACAACUUGCUCAGCAUGGAUCGGCCAUACACCAUCCGUCGCGUCCGCCGAGUCUUGAAUGCAAAGGCCUUCACCGACACGAUCGGUUUCAGGGACUCGCUGCAGCCCGACGAUCUCAAGGGAUUCUGGAAGGGGGUCAACUCGAAGGCAUUGACGGCGAGGGAACGCGAGGUGUGGUUCAAGCUCGUCAGGAACUUCACCCCGACUCGGAGUCUGCAGUUUCAUCAAAAGCACGACGACUCGCCCGCGUGCCUCGUCUGUGGAGCGCCCAAGGACGAUCGGGAGCACUACUUCUUCGACUGCGUUGACUCUAGGAACGUUUGGAUCGCGGCAAGGGGCGUGCUCUGCGACGCACUGGGGCUCGACACGAUCGACAACACGCAUUACACGGCCGUUCAACGCAUGUUCGGACUUCCGAAGCUCAAGGCCAGUCUGCGCGAUCAAGAAGGAGCGGGGAGGACGAUCGAAAUAUUCACCGGGCUGGUCUUGGAGAUGAUCAGCAGCGGGAGGUGGGGGAUGCAGAAGUGGGGGACGAGGAUGGAGGGUGUUGGGAGGAGGAGGAUAAUCUUGGAGGAGAGGUUGAAGCUGAGGGCGGGAGGAGCUUGGGGGAGGAGAAGGCAGUAG
Messenger RNA from Microbotryum saponariae, 2241 nucleotides. The record is from the annotation of a GenBank genome assembly. NCBI's taxonomy places the organism in Eukaryota, Fungi, Basidiomycota, Microbotryomycetes, Microbotryales, Microbotryaceae.